Messenger RNA from Fundulus heteroclitus (mummichog), 896 nucleotides. Its product is annotated as trypsin-2. Gene Ontology annotation, molecular function: serine-type endopeptidase activity. Lineage: Eukaryota; Metazoa; Chordata; Actinopteri; Cyprinodontiformes; Fundulidae. The record is from RefSeq and is a predicted model, not a curated record. The coding region runs from base 68 to 796 and encodes 242 amino acids. Gene Ontology annotation, biological process: proteolysis. The transcript is spliced from 6 exons.
ACCUACCUUCCUAUAUAAACCAGGGCUGCAGGUGAAGUUCUCUCAUCAACAAGAUCACUCAGCAACCAUGAGGUCUCUGGUGUUUGUUCUGCUCAUUGGAGCUGCCUUUGCCUUGGAGGACGACAAGAUCGUCGGAGGGUAUGAGUGCACACCCUACUCUCAGCCCCAUCAGGUGUCUCUGAACUCCGGCUACCACUUCUGCGGUGGCUCCCUGGUCAACGAGAACUGGGUCGUGUCCGCUGCUCACUGCUACAAGUCCCGUAUCCAAGUGCGUCUGGGAGAGCACCACAUCAGCAUCAGCGAGGGAAGCGAGCAGUUCAUCAGCUCCUCCAGCGUCAUCCGCCAUCCCGGCUACAAUGCCUACACCAUCGACAACGACAUCAUGCUGAUCAAGCUCAGCCAGCCCGCCACCCUCAACCAGUACGUGCAGCCUGUGGCUCUGCCCAGUAGCUGCGCUCCUGCUGGCACCAUGUGCAAAGUCUCCGGCUGGGGCAACACCAUGAGCUCCACUGCUGAUAAGAACAAGCUGCAGUGCCUGGACAUCCCCAUCCUGUCCGACAGGGACUGUGAUAACUCCUACCCUGGAAUGAUCACCGAUUCCAUGUUCUGUGCCGGAUACCUGGAGGGAGGCAAGGACUCCUGCCAGGGUGAUUCUGGUGGCCCUGUUGUGUGCAACGGUGAGCUGCAGGGUGUUGUUUCCUGGGGAUAUGGAUGUGCUGAGAGAGACCAUCCCGGUGUCUACGCCAAGGUCUGCCUCUUCAACCAGUGGCUGCAGAACACCAUGUCCAGCUAUUAAACUGGAUCCUUCUAUAGUCAUCUAGCACUGCUGCGUUUCCACCGUCAUUCUCAACAAUGUGCAGACAGUUUGACACCAAUAAAUAAAUUAUAAAACCAUA